This is a messenger RNA of Odocoileus virginianus texanus, 1317 nucleotides long. Lineage: Eukaryota; Metazoa; Chordata; Mammalia; Artiodactyla; Cervidae. The record is from RefSeq and is a predicted model, not a curated record.
GCGCCGCCCCAGACGAAGCCGCACACGUGCCGGGUGUUGUAGACACUGGACAUAUAGUCUUCAGCCUGGUGCCUGGAGGGCCGCCGGGCCCCCGAGAGGCCCGGGUAGAGGGAUCAGCACUCGGCCCCGGCCGUGCAGGCUUCUGUACGAAAGGCCCGGGGCUCAGGAGCCGCUGAGGAGGACAGUCCAGAGCCUGCUGGGUCGCCGUGGGGCCAAAACGUCAUUGAAAAUCCUGUGCAGAAAUGUGGGGCUUUGCUUUGAGCGAAGCAGUGUCGGAGUGGGAAACCUGGUGGCCCAGGCCCACCUCGACUGAGCGGGGAAAGAGGUCUUCUCUACCGGUGCUGACUGUGUGCUGCUGGAACGGUGUUUCCAGGUUAAACGCAAAAUGCAGCCUGAACUCUUCCUGGACCUCAUGUCUGCAAAGGGGUCCGCGUCCGCAUCCGUGUCCCCGGUGGAGCAGAGGGUCCUGGAGAGGAAGCUGAAGAAGGAGCGGAAGAAAGAGGCGCGGAGGCGGCUGCGGGAGGCGGGCAUCGCUGCGGCUUCAAGCCUGGCGAGCAAGCGCUCGGGGGCCGCGCUGGCCCUGGAAUACCUGUGCAGCUGGGCCCAGAAGCACGAGGACUGGAGGUUCCAGAAGACGAGGCAGACCUGGCUGCUGCUGCACAUGUAUGACCGUGACCAGGUCCCUGACGAGCACUUCCCCGCCCUGCUGGCCUACCUGGAGGGACUCAGGGGCCGCGCCCGCGAGCUGACAGUGCAGAAGGCGGAGGCGCUAAUGCGGGAGCUGGACCAGGCGGGCGCCUGCGCCCUGCCGCCUGGGGGGACCCAGCGCGCCCGGCAGGUGCUGCAGCUGCUCUCCUAACAGGCAGCUCGGGGGCGCCUGGGCCCCGUGGACCCCAGCAAGGGCAAGGGCCCUGGGUCUUCUGGGUCCUGCACCCGGAGGGCCUGCCUCUCUCUCCUGACUCCUCGACCAGGAACUCUUCAGAGGGGAUGACGAGUUACCCCCUCCACGGUAGAAUGCGGUCACUCUGAAAUGACCUAGCCUCCCGGUGGCGCGCAGGCUCCCACAGAAGCUUCUUAUUGUGGGAAACAUCUUGUCUUUCUACCAGGACUAUGCUAGAGGUCAGAGCUGGCCUUUCCUGCCGACUGCAGCCCAUCCGCAUGGGGGCAUGGCCCCCUCCUCCAGCGGAUGGUCCCUCCCAUGCGUCUUCGAGGCCACCUGCCUGCCUUCGCUGAUGGCCGGGCUGAGGUUCAUCCAUCGUGCCUCCCCCUGGCUGUAUUUUCAAUAAAAAACAGGCCCCUGGGGGCCGAGGUUCGUCA